Coffea eugenioides is the source of this 1751-nucleotide messenger RNA. RefSeq names its product apyrase-like. Gene Ontology annotation, molecular function: nucleoside diphosphate phosphatase activity. The transcript is spliced from 9 exons. Gene Ontology annotation, cellular component: membrane. NCBI's taxonomy places the organism in Eukaryota, Viridiplantae, Streptophyta, Magnoliopsida, Gentianales, Rubiaceae. The record is from RefSeq and is a predicted model, not a curated record. Gene Ontology annotation, biological process: nucleoside diphosphate catabolic process. The coding region runs from base 194 to 1627 and encodes 477 amino acids.
UCUAUUGCAUAUAUUAUUGUUAAUUUUGUGCCCAUUACUCUACCAAUGCAUACAUGAUACAUGUGACACUGCUGCGUUAUUAUGACGGUGAAAUUUCCAUUUUCAUGUCAAUUUCUUGAUUUUCAGCUCGGGAAGGAUUUGUUGUCUGCACCCUCAAGAUCUGUAGAGUAUCAACCAAGUAGAAGAUUGAUAAAUGGGAAAUAAGCGGCAACAGCGAGCGUUCAUUCCUCUCUUUUUCAUUUGCUACAUUCUUCUCUUCUUCGUUCUGAUUGGCCCUGCGGAAGGGAUAAAACAAUCUCAAGCUCUCAACCGCAAAUUUUCUUUGAAUGGGUUCCUAAACCUUGUUCUUGGCGAGGGCUCUGAGCAGUAUGUUGUCAUCUUUGAUGCUGGAAGUACUGGUAGCAGAGUUCAUGUCUAUCGAUUUGAUUCAAACAUGAAUCUCCUAAAGAUUGGUGACGACUUUGAGUAUUUUGAGAAGACAACACCAGGGCUGAGUUCUUAUGCAGAUGACCCUACAGCUGCUGCACAAUCUCUAAAGACCCUGCUUGAGAAUGCUGAAGCAAUUGUUCCAGAAGAGUUUCGGGCUAAUACUCCAGUUUUAGUUGGGGCAACUGCAGGUCUUAGACAGCUAAAUGGUGACGCAGCAGAAAAUAUUUUGGAAGCGGUGAGAGAUUUGUUAAAAAAUGAAAGCUCGUUCAAGUACAAGGCAGAGUGGGUGACUAUUCUUGAUGGUUCUCAGGAAGCUGCGUACGCAUGGGCUGCCAUAAAUUAUCUGUUGGGAUCAAUAGGCAAAAAUUACUCAGAAACUGUUGGUUCAGUUGAUCUUGGAGGUGGAUCGGUAGAAAUGACAUAUGCUGUGUCAGAGACAACUGCUGCUCAGGCCUCCAAUAUAUCAAAUAAUGGAGAACCAUAUAUUCAUGAAAAUAAUUUUCUGGGAACAACAUAUUACCUUUAUGCCUACAGUUACUUGAACUAUGGUUUACUCGCUGCUCGUGCUGAGAUUCUGAAGCUUUCAAGAAAUUCAAGCAACCCAUGCAUUCUCUACGGUUACGAUGGAUACUAUACAUAUGAGGAUGUUGUUUAUAGAGCAUCUGCUCUUCCUACUGGUCCAAACAUCAAGCAAUGCUGGGGAUUUGUUAAGAAGGUACUGAAUAUCAGUGCCCCUUGCCAGCACAAAAACUGCACAUUCAACGGUGUCUGGAAUGGCGGUGGCGGGGAUGGGCAGAACAAUCUGUAUGUCGCCUCAUUUUUCUAUGACAUUGGUUCUGAGGUUGGUAUUUUUGAGCCAAAUGCGCCUUCUGCUACUGUUCGUCCGGCGGAUUACCUGUCUGUAGCUAAUCGUGCUUGCGCAACAAAAUAUGAAGAUAUUGAAUCCGUAUUUCCUAACAUCUAUGAAGAAGAUAAGCCGGUGAUAUGUAUGGAUCUCAUUUAUAUGUACACACUGCUUGUUAAUGGAUUUGGUGUGAAUCCUUUCAAAAAGAUUACAGUGGUUCAAAGCAUCGAAUACAAAGAUUCCCUUGUUGAUGCUACUUGGUCAUUAGGGUCUGCUAUUAAUGCUGUUUCAUCACUAUAUGAAGCAAAAGAUGAGAACCGUAUUAAAGAUUUGAUGUUCUUGGCCCAUGUCUGAGGGUUGAAACUUGAAGGAAUUAGCUGUUGUCCCUCAUAUCGGCCGGCCCAUGAUGUUACUAUACGGAAUUAUCUUAUUUAUCUAUUCGGUUAAUAAACAAAUAAAACAGCUUUUUCCUUCUUUU